CCCUAAAAGCCUGUUCCCCAUUUUCAUCAUCAACAAAAAAAAUGGCUUCUCUUUGUUACUCUCUUCCCCUAACCCUAAAAUCCUUCCACCCUAAACCCUCUCCCAAUCUCUCCUUCCUCAACCACCCCAAACCCAAGCUCCGCCUCCCAAAGCCACCGACCGGAGUCACCCGCAUGUCGCUGAACCCGACUCCGGCCACCGACCGGCUAAUCUCCGUCGCGGCCUACAGUCUCCCGUUCUUCAACUCCCUCCAAUACGGCCGCUAUCUGUUCAUCCAAUACCCCCAAUUAGGCACCCUUUUCGAACCCGUUUUGCCCUUCCUCAGCCUCUACAGAUCCGUGCCGUACGCCAGCUUCGUGGCGUUCUUCGCGCUGUACCUGGGCGUUGUUCGGAACCAGAGCUUCAGUCAUUACGCGAGGUUCAAUUCGAUGCAGGCGGUGACGCUGGACGUGCUGCUGGUGGUGCCGCUGUUGUUGACCCGGAUUCUGAAUCCGGGUCGGGCUGGGUUGGGGUUCAAGUUGAUGGUCUGGGGACAUACGGGGAUCUUUGUGUUUAGCUGUUUGUGUUUUGUUUAUGGGGUGGUUUCGUGUGUUUUGGGUCGGACUCCGUAUUUGCCGUUCGUCGCCGAUGCUGCCGGUAGGCAAGUUUAGGCCGGCGGUCGUACUUGUAUACUCUAUUUGGAAAUAAUUUUGUUUUCCCGAAAUGUUGUUUUA
Messenger RNA from Hibiscus syriacus, 713 nucleotides. RefSeq names its product protein TIC 20-II, chloroplastic-like. The record is from RefSeq and is a predicted model, not a curated record. Bases 42 to 650 code for a protein of 202 amino acids. NCBI's taxonomy places the organism in Eukaryota, Viridiplantae, Streptophyta, Magnoliopsida, Malvales, Malvaceae. The transcript has a single exon.